GACGUCCACAUUCUUUGUCGCAGAAGGAGAAAACGCGGAAGUGUGUCGUAUCUCCACACGACGUUGUCAAACGUGUUCGAACUGGAAAAGCUGCUCACUCUGUCAUCUGGAACUUUCUAGAAGCAGGCGUGUGUGAGUGAAAAGCCUCGGCGAGUGCGAGUAAGUUUCAUGCAGAAGUGAGACAUAACCCGCGGAGGACACAAUGUCUCUUAUUCCCGACGAGAAUGUACGAGGUGGAAGCUUGUUUAAAGACAUCAGCGCUGACGACGAGGACUGGCAGCCCACGGUGAUCGAGAGUCUGUGUAUGAAUUGCUACAAGAACGGGACUACUCGUCUGCUCCUGACCAAGAUACCGUUCUUUAAAGAAAUCAUCGUCAGCUCUUUCAGCUGCGACCACUGCAGCUGGGCCAACACCGAGAUCCAGUCCGCAGGCCGUAUUCAGGACCAGGGCAUCUGCUACACGCUCCAAAUCAAAUCCAAACAAGACCUGAACCGCGAGGUGGUCAAAGCAGACAGUGCCACCACCAGGAUACCAGAGCUGGAGUUUGAAAUCCCUCCCUUCACCCAGAAAGGUUCUCUUUCCACCAUUGAGGGUCUUUUAGACAGAGCGGUUGCAGGGCUGGAACAGGAACAGCCAGUCAGACGGGCCACAGACCCCGAGGUGGCUGAGAAGAUAGAGGAAUUCAUCCAGAAGCUAAAGAAGUUGAAAGACGUUGAGAGGGAGUUCACACUGGUGAUUGAGGAUCCGUCAGGCAACAGUUUUGUUGAGAACCCUCAGGCCCCUCAGAAAGAUGAGGCUCUCACAGUGACUCGCUUCAAACGGAGCAUAGAGCAGGAUAAAAUGCUGGGAAUCAGAGCUGAUGACGAUGACAGUGUUCAAGAGGAGGGAGCGGCAGACGACCUGGAGGGAAUGAUGGGUGAGGUUAUGGUCUUCAAAACCAACUGCCCAGAGUGCAACGCUUCGACUUCAACCAAUAUGAAGCUGGUCCAGAUCCCUCACUUCAAAGAGGUCGUCAUCAUGGCCACGUCCUGUGACAGCUGCGGCCACCGGACCAAUGAGGUGAAAUCAGGCGGUGGCACUGAAGAACUGGGCACAAGGAUCACCCUUCACAUCACCAGCUCUUCAGACAUGACCCGUGACCUGCUCAAGUCGGAGACUUGCUCUGUGCUUAUCCCAGAGCUGGAGUUUGAGCUGGGGAUGGCGGCUGUAGGUGGGAAGUUCACUACCGUGGAGGGUAUGCUAACAGACAUCAAAGAGCUGACCGUGUCCAAAAACCCCUUCAUGUGCGGCGACAGCCACAGCAAAGAACAAAUGAAGAAAAUGACAGAGUUUGCCGAAAAGCUAGACAAGAUCAUUGCAGGGGAAAUGGCCGUCCAUCUCGUCCUGGAUGAUCCCGUGGGGAACAGCUACCUACAGAAUGUGCACGUCCCGGACCCCGACCCUCAGAUUACUAUGGAGAAGUAUACCCGCACAUUUGAGCAGAAUGAAGAGCUGGGUCUAAAUGAUAUGAAAGUUGAGGGAUAUCAGGAGGAAAGUUUAACUGAGUUGGCAUUUGAUUAAUAAUGUCUGAACACAUUAACAUGGCUCCUUAUUUUUGUUGUUUUCACACAAUUGAAUUUAAAAAGUGAAUCAUUGUUUUAAUCUGUGUAAGGUUUAAGGGGCAUUCUAAGUUACAGAAAUGUAGACAGGAAGUCACAGGUUGUCAUGAUUGGACCUGUUGUAAAAUGUAUUUUUAAUUCCAGCAGAUGGCGCUCUAAUGUAAUCUUUAAAUAAAGGUAUUUACUGUCAGUGGACCACA
This is a messenger RNA of Cynoglossus semilaevis (tongue sole), 1799 nucleotides long. It is a transcript of the gene zpr1, whose product is annotated as ZPR1 zinc finger. NCBI's taxonomy places the organism in Eukaryota, Metazoa, Chordata, Actinopteri, Pleuronectiformes, Cynoglossidae. Gene Ontology annotation, molecular function: zinc ion binding. Bases 203 to 1561 code for a protein of 452 amino acids. Gene Ontology annotation, cellular component: nucleus. The transcript has a single exon. The record is from RefSeq and is a predicted model, not a curated record.